Messenger RNA from Apaloderma vittatum (bar-tailed trogon), 1119 nucleotides. RefSeq names its product transaldolase 1 (gene TALDO1). Gene Ontology annotation, cellular component: cytoplasm; intracellular anatomical structure. Gene Ontology annotation, molecular function: transaldolase activity. Gene Ontology annotation, biological process: carbohydrate metabolic process; pentose-phosphate shunt, non-oxidative branch; pentose-phosphate shunt. NCBI's taxonomy places the organism in Eukaryota, Metazoa, Chordata, Aves, Trogoniformes, Trogonidae. The annotation marks the transcript as partial. The transcript is spliced from 7 exons. The record is from RefSeq and is a predicted model, not a curated record.
CGAUUGACGAGUACAAGCCCCUGGAUGCCACCACCAACCCCUCUCUGAUCCUAGCUGCUGCUCAGAUGCCAGCUUACCAGGAACUUGUGGAUGAUGCCGUUGCCUAUGGGAAGAAACUUGGCGGGUCAGAAGAGGAGCAGAUCAAAAAUGCUUCUGACAAACUUUUUGUAUUAUUUGGAGCUGAAAUACUGAAGAGGAUACCUGGCCGUGUGUCCACAGAAGUAGAUGCAAGGUUGUCCUUUGAUAAGGAAGGAAUGAUUCAACGGGCCAGGCGCCUCAUUGACCUUUAUAAGGAAGCAGGAAUUGGUAAAGAUCGUAUUCUCAUAAAGCUCUCUUCAACAUGGGAAGGAAUCCAGGCUGGCAAGGUUCUGGAAGCAGAGUACGGGAUUCACUGCAACAUGACCUUGCUGUUCUCCUUUGCUCAGGCAGUUGCCUGUGCUGAAGCUGGAGUUACUCUGAUUUCCCCAUUCGUAGGACGUAUCCUGGAUUGGUACGUUGCAAACGGGGAGAAGAAAACCUUCGAGCCUUCAGAGGAUCCAGGAGUGAAGAGUGUCACUAAGAUCUACAACUACUACAAAAAGUUUGGCUACAAAACUAUCGUGAUGGGUGCUUCGUUUCGAAAUACAGGAGAAAUAAAAGCGCUCACAGGCUGUGACUAUCUCACUAUUUCACCCAAACUUUUGGCAGAGCUCAGCAAAGAGUACGUCAAGUUAACUCCCACGCUCAGUGUCAAAGAGGCUCAGGCGUGCGCGCUGGAGAAGAUCCACCUGGAUGAGAAGGCAUUCCGCUGGCACCACAACGAAGACCAAAUGGCUGUGGAGAAAUUAUCUGAUGGCAUCAGAAAAUUUGCAGCAGACGCAGUUAAGCUGGAGAGGAUGUUAAAGGAGCGGAUGUUUAGUGCUGAAAACGGAAAGUAGAAAACUCCUGAUGUUCCCGAGUGGUCAAGGCUGAAUGAGUGGAUCACCUGAGGUUAAACGGAUGUACAGAUGUCCUACCUGUAAAAGUCUUAUGCUAUUGUAUGGAUAGAUUUCUGUAUCAUGCUUUUUUUAUCAAUUUGCAAAGGGACAAUUAGAAUUUCAAGUUUUUGUGGCACUUUUGUCAAUACAUGCAAAUUAACAC